Molecule: messenger RNA, 1514 nt
Organism: Malaya genurostris
Lineage: Eukaryota; Metazoa; Arthropoda; Insecta; Diptera; Culicidae
Gene: Pus1
Product: pseudouridylate synthase 1 homolog
Exons: 1
Coding region: 131-1465 (444 amino acids)
Biological process (GO): mRNA pseudouridine synthesis; tRNA pseudouridine synthesis
Cellular component (GO): nucleus
Molecular function (GO): RNA binding; pseudouridine synthase activity
Source: RefSeq, a predicted model, not a curated record
CUCGUGCAUGUUCUCAUGUGUUUACGCUGUUUAUUUAUUUCCAAAAACUGCCAGAAUUUAUAAUCAGCGGUUUGUUUGAUAAAAAUAUUGUUAUGUUAAAUUAAACGGUGUCAUAUUCUUUUAACUGCCAAUGCAAACAUUUUUACGGCGUGCUGCCGUCUACACAAACCUUAUCAGUGGCUACGGUUUAUUUGAAGUGCAUACUCUCCGCCUGGCAUCUCGACAGAUCCGAUCCGUUAACUUUCUCGUGCAAAUGGCCGAAGCAGUGGAGCAGAAAAUAGCCGAGAAUAAAAUUCGUGGCGAGGAACGUCAUAGAAAACGACAGCAGUAUGAUCCGUUGAAACCCCGUUACAAUGGAAUCGUCAAAAAGCGUAAAUGGGAUGAUCCACCUUCCGAUCCAGAGGCGGUGAAAGAUUUCGAUCCUGCCUCACGAGUGAAGAGAAGAAAAUUUAUCAUCUUGAUGGGUUACUCGGGUGUAGAUUAUUUUGGUAUGCAACGUAAUCCUGGGACGAAGACAAUUGAGGAGGAUUUGCUGGCGGCAAUGCUAAAACAUGACUGGAUAGGUGAUGAAGCCUUCAAGCAACCACAGCAGAUUCAGUUCCAACGGGCCGCUCGUACCGACAAAGGAGUAUCAGCGGCGACGCAAGUGGUGUCCCUGAAACUUCCGGAAAAUGUAAAUGUGGAAGCGUUGAAUGCGGAUUUGCCAGCUCAAAUUCGAGUAUUCGCCGUGAAACGUGUGACAAAGGGAUUUAAUUCCAAAUCAAACUGCGAUGCUCGGACAUACACGUAUACAUUACCAACGGCGGCGUUUGCCUUGUACAACGAAAAAGUUAAUAUUUCCAGCUAUAGACUUCCGGAGGACCGUCUUCAGAAAGUCAACGAUACUUUGAAACUCUUCGAAGGUACGAAAAAUUUCCACAAUUUCACAAGUCGAAAGGAGUUUGUUGAUCCCUCGGCAAAACGGUUCAUCAUGUCCUUCGAGUGUGAGGUACCAUUCGUUCCAGAGAGCAAAACUGUUGAAUUCGCUACAAUCAAAAUUAAAGGACAAAGUUUUAUGUUGCAUCAGAUUCGAAAGAUGGUCGGUUUGAUGUUGGCUGUAGUGCGUGGAAUAACUCCGGCCGAAACAAUAAUCAAAGCGUUCGAUGAGGUGCGAUACGGAAUUCCUACGGCUCCUGGACUCGGGCUUGUGUUAAGUAGAAUUCAUUACGAAAAAUACAAUGUGCGCUACGGCGAAGAUGGUUGUCAUGAAAAAUUGGAUUUUGAGAAGGAAGAAGAUCAGAUACAGGAUUUUUUCCGGAAACAUAUUGCUUCCACCAUAGUCGAAACGGAGCUGAAGACAAAUUCAAUGGUGGACUGGGUGGAGACGCUUUUAAUACAUAGUUUUGAACCACGAGAAGACAAUGAACCACGCGAGGAAAAAGGUAAGCGAAAAUCUAAUGAUGAGGAUGACGAUGAUGACGAAUAAUUUCAUUUCGCGAAGUUUCGGAUUAUAAAUUGAUAGUUCUUUGAAGUUA